Messenger RNA from Coffea arabica (coffee), 867 nucleotides. RefSeq names its product pentatricopeptide repeat-containing protein At3g16610-like. The record is from RefSeq and is a predicted model, not a curated record. Gene Ontology annotation, biological process: RNA modification. Lineage: Eukaryota; Viridiplantae; Streptophyta; Magnoliopsida; Gentianales; Rubiaceae. Gene Ontology annotation, molecular function: RNA binding; protein binding.
AUGCGCACCAGAUCAGUGGAAGCAAACUCAGAGUUAGCUUAUAAAAUCUUCAACUCAAUCCCAAGCCCAGAAAGGCAAAAGAAAGGAAUUUUAUGGAAUCAACUGAUUAGGUCCUAUGCUUGGGAAGGACCCUUUGAGAAUGCCAUUGAUUUGUACUAUGCGAUGAUUCAUGAUGAUGUAAAAAGAGAUUGGCUUGCCUCAGAUGUUUAUAUUUCUACUGCUUUGGUUGAUUUUUAUGUUAAAUGUGGGUGUUUGCUUGAGGCGAGGCAGGUGUUUAAUGAAAUGCCUGAGAGAGAUGUUGCAUGGAAUGCAAUGAUUUCAGGGUUCUUGAUUCAUGGAAUGCAUGGGGAUCUGAUUCAUUUUGCUUUGGAAAUGCAAGAAAUGGGAGUAAGUCCUAAUUCUUCAACUCUUGUGACCAUUUUGCUGGUGAUCGGGGAGGUGAAUGAGGUGAUUGCUGGAAAGGCUGUUCAGAGGUUGUCUGUGAGGAGGGGAAUUGAUAGUGAUGUCAUGAUGGGAACAGGGCGUUUGGAUAUGAAUGGAAAAUGUGGGUGGUUAGUUUAUGCAAGGAGGAUAUUUCAUGCAAUGACUUUCAGAAAUGAGGUGACUUGGAGUGCGAUGAUUGGAGAUUGUAUUGCUUGUGAUUGCACUCAAGAAAGCUUGGAAUUGUUUGAGCAAAUGAGGGUGGAGGAUGUUGGAAGCCUUCCACCUGUUACACUUGCAACUGUUUUCCAAGAUGAUGCGACAAAGUUCUUUGAGGAAAUGAGUUUCAAGGACUCUGUUUCUUACAGUGCUCUUAUCUCUGGAUGUAUUCAAAAUGGAAGUGCAGAGGAAAAAGCACUAUAUGGUUGGUUAGGAGAUUUUCAUUAG